This is a messenger RNA of Sclerotinia borealis F-4128, 2013 nucleotides long. NCBI's taxonomy places the organism in Eukaryota, Fungi, Ascomycota, Leotiomycetes, Helotiales, Sclerotiniaceae. The record is from the annotation of a GenBank genome assembly.
AUGGAUGGUUUGGAUGAAUUCGAGAAGAGUUUGGCAGUGGAAAAGGCAGAGAGGGAAAGGAGUUCGCGCAAAGAUAAGGAUCGAAAACAACGACAUAAUCAUAGGUCACGGCACCACAGGUCUAGGGAGGACGAUGACGAAGAUAGAGAUGAUCACCGACAUAAACGAUCGAGGCAUUCCAGACACGACGAAGAAGAUGAUGAUAGAAGAAAGCGCAAUCAUGAGAAGUCAUCGGAUCCCAAGGAAGAUUUACCAAUUCCGGAUGAAGAGGAAGUAGAAGCUCGACCGAAAGUUUCUCGCGAUUCUUGGAUGACGGACCCUGCAGCUUUCGAAUUCGAUUAUACACAGAAAGGAUCUAAGAAGUCUACAGAGCCUAAAGUUGCACCUAGACCAGAUUAUGAUUUAAAGAUCCAUAAAAACGAACUCAAUCAUCAUCUACAAGAUCUAAAUGAAGGGGCCAAAAGGCUGGACGAUAUCGAAGCAGAUGAUGAAGUCGAUUACACAUUUGGAGAUUCAGGAGCCCAAUGGCGAAUGACCAAGCUAAAGGCAGUACAUACUCAGGCUGAACAAAGUGGGAAAUCCGUCGACGAAAUAGCUAUAGCACGAUUUGGAGGUCUACGUGAAUUUGAUGAUGCGCGAGAGGAACAAAUUGAGCUUGACCGCCGAAGACUCUAUGGAGAAGGUUAUGUUGGAAAAGAGAAGCCUAGUGGAGAGCUCUUUCAGGAGAGAAAGUCUAAUUUGGGUAUUAGAAGAGGUUCGAUACCACAACAUGAUGAGCCAGCGGAUCUACCACAAGGGGAAAUUAUGGAAGAAAUAAACGCACCCUCUGUUCAGCUCGAUGCCACGGCCCUAAAUCGAUUGAAGGCUCAAAUGAUGAAAGCAAAGCUCAAGAAAUCACCCGACGCUGCGAGACUGGAGGCUGAAUACAAUGCUGCAGCUUCCGCCGGAUCAGUAAUUACUUCAGAACCUGGUGUUGUAGUUUUGGGUAAGAUGGAUAAUAGAAUGUUGGCGGGGACUCGAGGAGAGGUGAAGUCGAUCGAGAACAAGAGGGGACGCGAAAGGGGUCUAGUGGAAGAGAACGAAGAUAUGACUAUCGAAGAUAUGGUGCGUGAAGAACGACGGACGAAAGGACAAGCAGGUGGUGACAGUAUGCGUUCCGCUGAACGCAUCGCCAAAGAUGCCAAAUUUGACACUGACCUCGACUACAUGGACGAUAACGCAAAGCAGCUUGCGAAACGCGUACAAAAGUCCGAAGUCAACUUGAGGAAUACAGCAAUAGGAGAUUUCCAAAAAAUGAAUCGCAUCCUGGACUCCUGCCAAUUGUGUCAUCAUGAAGACAAAAACCAACCUCCCGUUGCGCCGCUAGUAUCUCUGGCUACACGAGUCUAUCUAACGCUCCCGACAGAGCCGGAACUGAGUGAUGGUGGAGCCGUCAUUGUACCCAUUCAGCACCGGACAAACCUCCUCGAAUGCGACGAUGAUGAGUGGGAGGAGAUUAGGAAUUUCAUGAAAUGUCUAACACGCAUGUAUCAUGAUCAAGGACGAGAUGUAGUAUUUUACGAAAAUGCCGCAACACCACACCGAAAGAUGCACGCAGCCAUGCAGGCGGUACCACUGCCCUAUAGCCUAGGGGAAACCGCUCCAGCAUUCUUUAAAGAAGCCAUCCUAUCUUCGGAUGAAGAGUGGUCACAACAUAAGAAGCUCAUCGACACGGCAGCACGCGCGCGAGACGGUCUUGGGAAACUAGCCUUUCGCCGAUCGAUCGCUAAGGAAAUGCCCUAUUUCCACGCUUGGUUUGACCUAGAUGGUGGCUUGGGACAUGUAGUAGAAGACGCCAAUCGUUGGCCCAAGGGAGAUCUUUUUGCGAGAGAAAUUAUCGGCGGCAUGUUGGAUAUUGAGCCUGAUGUUGUUAAACGACAGGGCCGGUGGAUUCAAGGGAGGGAUAAAAGAUUGGAGGGCUUUAGGAAUCGCUGGAAGAAAUUUGACUGGACUAGGGUGCUUACGAAUGAGUGA